AAAACCACUGAAUCAGAACAAGAUUUGCCCAUCCCAAAGAGGGCAAGUUAUUUUCUGCUAUCCACCCUAGCUGGAAUUUAUGCCAGCCUUGGGGGCUUUCUGCUCCCUCCUCCAGUGAGGAAGAGUCUCAGAAGCCCCUCUAAUGCAGGUUAAAGAGGUUCAGUCUAGCUAAGGUCAGCUCCCUAGGGCCUCCGCAGUCUGUCUCCUGGGUUAAGAGCUGGCUUUGCAAGAAAAAUCUGUGAAGCCUGAGAUGCAAGGUUAUUAACCCCAUUUUCAGCUCUUCAUGGCGGGGCUUGGAAGAGGGUGAGGAGAAGGGGUGACGGGGACCGAUCUGGGUACCCUCGGCAAAUGUUCCGGCGGGCUCCCAGGGAAAAGCCAGUGUCCUCCCCAGCCUAAGGCCGCGGCGACCGAGCCAGGCGAAGGGACCGGGGUACCCCUCACCCUCCAGGAGCUCUAGAGACCCAGGACCAUGGACAAUUUCAAUAGGAACCAGGUAGGCCCUGGAUGCAAGACCCAAGUAAUGGUGCAGAAAGGACCAUUGGACCUGAUUGAGACAGGCAAAGGGCUGAAAGUACAAACAGACAAACCCCAUCUGGUGAGCCUGGGCAGUGGGCGACUCAGCACAGCUAUCACCUUUCUGCCGCUGGAAGAAGGGAGGACAGUGAUUGGCUCUGCAGCCAAGGACAUCUCACUGCAGGGUCCAGGCCUGGCUCCAGAGCACUGCUACAUCGAGAACCUGCGGGGCACCCUCACCCUCUACCCUUGUGGUAAUGCCUGUGCUAUUGAUGGACUCCCUGUUCGACAGCCCACCCGGCUCACUCAGGGCUGUAUGUUGUGCCUGGGUCAAUCUACCUUCCUCCGCUUUAACCACCCGGCUGAAGCCAAGUGGAUGAAAAGCAUGAUUCCUGCCGGGGGCCGUACUCCUGGGUCUCCGUACAGUCCUGGCCCAGAAUCAGAAAGCCUGGUGAAUGGGAACCAUACCCCACAGCCUGCAACUCGGGGACCCUCUGCCUGUGCCAGCCACAGUUCCCUGGUGAGCUCAAUUGAGAAGGACCUGCAAGAAAUCAUGGAUUCACUGGUGCUAGAGGAACCUGGAGCUGCUGGCAAGAAGCCUGCCACAACUUCCCCACUGUCGCCGAUGACUAAUGGUGGUCGUUACCUGCUGUCCCCCCCAACCAGCCCUGGUGCCAUGUCUGUGGGUUCCAGCUAUGAGAACACCUCUCCAGCCUUCUCUCCACUCUCCUCACCAGCCAGCAGUGGAAGCUGUGCCAGCCACUCACCCAGUGGGCAGGAGCCAGCAUCUUCCACACCCCCACUAGUGCCUGCCCGUUCCUCUAGCUACCAUCUGGCCCUGCAGCCCCCACAGUCCCGACCUAGUGGUGCCCGCUCCUCUGAGAGCCCCCGGCUGGGCAGGAAAGGGGUUCAUGAGAGGCCUCCCAGCCCUGGCCUCCGGGGUCUGCUGACAGACAGCCCUGCAUCUACUGUCUUGGCGGAGGCCCGCAGAACCACUGAGAGCCCCCGGCUAUGUGGGCAGCUGCCUCUGGUGGCUAUCAAUCUGAGUGAAUACUCGGCUUCUGGUGCCCACAGUCAACCCACCAGCAUUCCUGGCAGUCCCAAGUUCCAGUCUCCAGUCCCUGCUCCCCGAAACAAGAUUGGCACACUUCAGGACCGCCCUCCCAGCCCUUUCCGUGAGCUUCCAGGCGCUGAGCGGGUAUUGACAACCAGCCCCUCACGCCAGCUGGUGGGCCGAACAUUUUCAGAUGGUUCAGCUACCCGCACCCUGCAGCCUCCUGAAAGCCCCUGCCUGGGCCGACGGGGCCUGGACAGUAUGCGAGAACUCCCUCCCUUGAGCCCGUCUCUGUCCAGACGAGCUCUCUCCCCCAUGCCCUCCCGGAAUACUCCAGAUCCCAAACUAACUAGGGAAGUGGCAGAGAGUCCCCGGCCGCGGCGCUGGGCAGCCCAUGGGACUUCACCAGAGGACUUCUCCCUGACACUGGGGUCGCGGGGCCGGAGGACACGGAGCCCCUCACCCACACUCGGGGAGUCCCUGGCACCCAGCAAGGGCAGCUUCAGUGGCAGGCUGAGCCCAGCUUACAGUUUGGGCUCUUUGACUGGGGCUUCGCCCCGUCAGAGCCCCCGUGCCCAGAGGAAACUCUCCAGCGGGGACUUACGGGUGCCUGUCACUCGAGAGAGGAAAAAUAGCAUCACGGAGAUCAGUGACAAUGAGGAUGACCUCCUGGAGUACCACCGGCGGCAGCGCCAAGAACGGCUUCGGGAGCAGGAGAUGGAGAGGCUGGAACGCCAGCGCCUGGAGACCAUCCUGAAUCUGUGUGCCGAGUACAGCCGGGCUGAUGGGGGACCUGAGGCCGGAGAGCUGCUCAGCAUUGGGGAGGCCACUGCAGCAUUGGCACUGGCAGGCCGGAGGCCCUCACGAGGCCUUUCAGGAACCACUGGGGCCUCUGGGCGGAACAAUGAGGAGCCUGGAAGUGCCACCCAACGCCUGUGGGAGAGUGUAGAACGCUCAGAUGAGGAAAAUCUCAAGGAGGAGUGCAGUAGCACUGAGAGCACCCAGCAGGAGCACGAAGAUGCACCUAACACCAAGCUCCAGGGAGAAGUGUUGGCCCUGGAAGAUGAACGGGCUCAGGUGCUAGGGCGAGUGGAGCAGCUCAAGGUCCAUGUGAAGGAGCUGGAGCAGCAGCUGCAGGAGUCAGCUCGAGAGGCUGAAAUGGAGCGGGCGCUGCUGCAGGGGGAGAGGGAGGCAGAGCGGGCACUGUUGCAGAAGGAGCAGAAAGCAGUGGACCAGCUGCAGGAGAAGCUGGUGACUUUGGAGACAGGCAUCCAAAAGGAGAGGGACAAGGAGGCAGAGGCCUUGGAGACUGAGACAAAGCUCUUUGAGGACUUGGAGUUCCAGCAGCUGGAGCGAGAGAGCCGCGUGGAGGAGGAGCGCGAGCUGGCGGGCCAGGGGCUGCUCAGAAGCAAGGCCGAGCUAUUCCGCAGCAUCGCCAAGAGGAAGGAGCGGCUGGCAGUCCUGGACAGUCAGGCUGGGCAGAUCCGGGCUCAGGCUGUGCAAGAGUCUGAGCGCCUGGCCCGGGACAAGAAUGCCUCCCUGCAGCUGCUGCAGAAGGAGAAAGAGAAACUGACUAUGUUGGAAAGAAGGUACCACUCACUCACAGGGGGCAGACCUUUUCCAAAGACCACAUCAACCCUCAAAGAGAUGGAGAAGCUGCUGUUCCCUGCUGUAGACUUAGAGCAGUGGUACCAAGAGCUGAUGGCUGGGCUGGGGACUGGCCUUGCUGCAGCCUCUCCUCGCUCCUCCCCUCCGCCUCUGCCCGCCAAAACUUCCCGUCAGCUGCAGGUUUACCGCUCCAAGAUGGAUGAUGAGGCCACUGGCCCCCUGCCCCGUACCCGCAGCGGCCCCCUCCCCUCUUCCUCUGGUUCUUCUUCUUCCUCCUCCCAGCUCAGCGUGGCUACCUUGGGCCGUAGCCCAUCCCCAAAGAAUGCUCCACUCAUCCAGAAUGGCACAGGCAGCCUUCCUCGCAACCUGGCAGCCACACUGCAGGACAUCGAGACCAAGCGCCAACUGGCCCUGCAGCAGAAGGGGCAGCAGGUGAUUGAGGAACAGCGGCGGCGAUUGGCUGAGCUGAAGCAGAAAGCAGCAGCCGAGGCUCAGUGCCAGUGGGAUGCUCUGCACGGGAUGGCCCCCUUCCCAGCAGGCCCCUCGGGCUUCCCCCCACUCGUGCACCACUCCAUCCUGCAUCACCUGCCAGCUGGGCGGGAACGUGGGGAGGAGGGCGAGCACGCCUAUGAUACACUGAGCCUGGAGAGCUCUGACAGCAUGGAGACCAGCAUCUCCACAGGAGGCAACUCCGCCUGUUCCCCCGACAACAUGUCCAGUGCAAGCGGCCUGGACGUGGGGAAGAUCGAGGAGAUGGAGAAGAUGCUGAAAGAAGCUCAUGCAGAGAAAAGCCGACUCAUGGAGUCGAGGGAGCGGGAAAUGGAGCUGCGGAGGCAGGCACUGGAGGAGGAGCGGAGAAGGAGGGAGCAGGUGGAACGGAGGCUGCAGAGUGAGAGCUCCAGGAGGCAGCAGCUGGUGGAGAAGGAGGUCAAGAUGCGGGAGAAACAGUUUUCUCAGGCACGACCUCUGACCCGCUACCUGCCAAACCGGAAGGAGGACUUUGACUUGAAGACCCACAUCGAGUCGUCAGGACAUGGCGUCGAUACCUGCCUGCACGUGGUGCUCAGCAGCAAGGUCUGCCGUGGCUACUUGGUCAAGAUGGGCGGCAAGAUUAAAUCGUGGAAGAAGCGCUGGUUUGUCUUUGACCGGCUCAAGCGCACCCUUUCCUAUUAUGUGGACAAGCAUGAGACAAAACUGAAGGGGGUCAUCUAUUUCCAGGCCAUUGAGGAGGUAUACUAUGACCACCUGCGCAGUGCAGCCAAGAGCCCAAACCCAGCCCUCACCUUCUGUGUGAAGACCCAUGACCGGCUGUACUACAUGGUAGCCCCCUCUGCAGAGGCCAUGCGCAUCUGGAUGGAUGUCAUUGUCACCGGGGCUGAAGGCUACACUCAGUUCAUGAACUGACUGGCAUGGGCCUUCUGGACCCUCAGGCCAGCCCCAGGACCCAUGCCUGACGAUGGCUGCUCUCUUUGGCCCUGGAGACAGAGUCACACCCUGGACUCCAGGCCUCACUGGGGCACUCCCAGAGGACCUGGGAGGGCAGAGUGUGCCUGGGGCUUUUGUACAAGACUUUGUAAUGUUGUCUAAGGAGCUCAUCCUGGGAGUUUCUGAGCUUGGCCCUCUAAAGAACCAGCCAGGAGAUAAAAGGUAGGAUGGGGCUUUACUGCCUCCUGGGAGCCCAGAACUUGCAAUAACUCUUUAGGGUCCUGCCCUCCCUAGCCUGUAUUCUCUUUUGUAAAGAACAAAUUAUGGUACCUGAAUCUGCCAAAGAUCCCCUCUUGCCUCAGCCCCCUUUGCAGGGGACUUGAGGGAUGAGCAGAGCCACAUCCAGAGUGGGGUAAUAGCUCAGGCAGUAUACUUCUCAAACCCUGCUCUACCCAAUUAUUCUUCUGCAAUUAUAUUUUUUAUUACUUUGCUCAAGGGCCAGAGACCUCAAGUGUCAUCCUUGAGGUCUCAGUCCCAACCCUUUUUGCAGACCCAUUAUCAUGGUCACCAUAGUAACUGCUUCAUUGCCAUGGUUACAUACUAAUUGCUGUGGCUCCAUGGCUCAGCCCACUGCUUAAGCUGUGGGCCCAUCUGAGGGUAUGUGCCAUCAUCUCUCCAGCCCAAGACCUUGGGUAUCUUAUGCUGGGGGGAAGGGACUGAUCACCUCCCUGCCUCCAGCCUGUGUCUCCAGGCUCUGAUACACAGCCUGCUGCCCCAAACCCCCUGCCCUGGGCCAGCCCUCUCCCUUCCACUCGUGCCUUGCUUAGAGCCAGAAGGGAUGAAGCUGGGGCUUCUAGAUCCAGAGGAGGAGCAAUGCGAAUGGGAGAUAAAGCUAUAAUGGCUGUCCUCAAGAUUUCUGGGGCUGAGUUUCUGACAGGGACAGAGGGCUGCUUCCUUGGGAAUGUGAGCAGGAGAGGGAACAGCAGAGAGGGAGGAGUCUGAGGUCCAGCUAUGCUCCCUUCGGCCUCAGAAGGGCAAUGAAAAUGAAGAGCAAAGGUCCAGGCCUCCAGCUGUCCAGCCUCAGCCCUUCAAGCCUUAACAUUAGCCCACCUCCCUGUCCCCUUUUCCAGCACUGGGACGUGAUAGCUGGGCCCAGCUGAGUGAUUUUCAGUAUUUGUAAGCAUCUCAGCAGAACAAUAAAGCAUUUGGAGUAUG
Molecule: messenger RNA, 5815 nt
Organism: Pteropus alecto (black flying fox)
Lineage: Eukaryota; Metazoa; Chordata; Mammalia; Chiroptera; Pteropodidae
Gene: PHLDB1
Product: pleckstrin homology like domain family B member 1
Exons: 24
Coding region: 470-4579 (1369 amino acids)
Biological process (GO): regulation of microtubule cytoskeleton organization
Cellular component (GO): basal cortex
Molecular function (GO): protein binding
Source: RefSeq, a predicted model, not a curated record